Messenger RNA from Oryzias melastigma (Indian medaka), 3236 nucleotides. RefSeq lists its product as uncharacterized. The coding region runs from base 263 to 3208 and encodes 981 amino acids. NCBI's taxonomy places the organism in Eukaryota, Metazoa, Chordata, Actinopteri, Beloniformes, Adrianichthyidae. The transcript has 9 exons. The record is from RefSeq and is a predicted model, not a curated record.
CCGUCUUUAAAACUAAUAUUUAAUAUUAUUUUAUUGUCAUAUAUGUUUCGAUUCGUGGAGUAUUUGUGUUGGACUUUAUUCCCCCAAACGCUCGAAAGACGGAAACAUGUCGACACGCAGCUAACGAAGCAUUUGUAGCCUUGUUAUUGUUCGCCAUCACUACAAUGUUACCGAUCGAGGACUCGCAGAGCGGAACUCAGCAGAAAUUACGUCAUAUUUUACGAUCUCUGGAAAUGAUUUAUGUUAUUUAACCGGAGCUGUAAUGUGGAUGUCGGUGUAUCUGAGCAGAGACGGUCUCGCGCUUCGAACGGAGCACGUUUCAGUCAUUAAUCCUGGCGAGGGGCUGGAGGCCCGUCCCGUCGACGACACACUCUUCGCUUGUCCGUUGUGUCCAAAGCAAAAGGCCACAACAUGGAGGAGGAUCCAAGGGCACUUUGAGGGACACGUGAACACCGCGUUUCGCUUUGAAGAUAAAAUCAUUUGCAGAUGCAGCAUGCCCUGCAGAGAUGCAGCACAUUACCACUGCCCGUUGUGUUGGACCACCAUCAUCAGAAAGGAGCAGAUGCGAUUCCACAUCAAGUUCUGCAGACGGAAGACCACCCCGCUGACGUUUGUACCCGCCUACAACAUGCCGCCGCACAAACGGGAUCACGACUACUCUUGGCUGCCUCCCACUCCCAACGACUCCGACCGAUCACCGCAGCGGCCCAGCGCCCCGUCCAGUCCAGAGGUGGCGCCACCAGACGACCACGAUCCCCCGCAGCCGACCUCCACUUCCUGUGACUCCACUACCGGACCAGAGGAGCUGGUUCGGCCCAAAGCUUUCCCCACACAGACGCUGAAGAGGGCCAAGUGUCCACACUGUGGCCUUCUGCUCUACAAGAAGAACCUGGCAGCUCACGUUCAGAGGAAACACACGCAGAAGAAGGAGAAACCUGCUUUAAAAAGUGUGUGCAUCGACCGCGCCAACGGGAUAUUCGCCGUCCGUAAAGCGUUUUCUCACGGCUUCUCCACGCCUGUUCACGUCCAGCGUAAAACGGGCGAGCAGCAGCAAACCACAUGUGAACUUCGGGAGUGUCGAGAGCUCCUCAUGCUAGCUCAGCGGAGCGGGCUGACCCCGACCGAGUGUGAACACAUCCGGUCUCUGCAGUUCAGCUGCGACAGUGCUGCCGAGGAGCCGCUUCAGGCCGACGUCCUGGAUGAGAUGGUUUCUCUGAAUCUCUUCGGCGCUGCAGCGGCAAACGACUGCAAAGACCGCCAGAAGGCGGCCCAGGAAGCCGGCGUGCCGCUGUCGGUCCCGGUUAAUUUCGGAGGCUCUCCCAGACAGAUCUGCGUGUCGGUUCACGAACCAAAAACUCUUUACUACAGCGUCCUCGGCCGAGUCAUCGUCACAUACAAAACUCUGCGUAACACCUGGCAUUGCCCGUGUGCCAAGCCGCACAAGUCGUGUCCUCACAAGAACAUAGCCAGGUGGCAUCUCUUCCAGACGAGGAAACAUCUGUUCACGCCGCCGUCGCAGACGGAGGAAAACUCAGAGGCGCCACCUUCGCCGGAUCGGUCCUCCUCUGAAGACCUCGAAAAAUCUGUUCGAUACGUCUACGAGAAGAAGAAGAUCCCAGCAGACCUGCAGGGAGACGCCAACGCCGUAAAAGCUCCAACCGAGAACCCGGAAAAGCUGCUUCCUGUUGAGACGGUUUGCCCGCUUUGCUCGGACGAGCCUCCUCUGACGGACGCCUUCCUGGUCACGGAUGCAGCGAUGGUCGUCGGGAUGGCCGGACUCGGCAGGAAUGUCUCCACCUACAACAAACGGUGCAGCUGCUGCGGCGGGGUUUACCGCUACCAGGAGUGGCGGGACGGCCUUCAUAACUUCAACGAUCGAGUCCUCCUCACUCUGGAGCUGUGUUUUUACCUACGGAUUAAUCUGCAGAGUCACGUAUCCGUGUCCGCAUGCGUGACAUGUCUGGAGAAACUCCACGGGAAGAAGUUUCCUCCAGCAGACACGAUUCUAAGAGCGUAUCUCCACUUUGAAGCCCUGAGCAGCACCGAGUAUGCGUACGCCUGCGUGAACUGUGGACCUUCUCCUCCUGUGGUGGUUCUGGAGCGUCACAGGAAAGCAGUCUGUAACCUGGAAGUGAGUGAGCUGAGAACGCCCUCGGAGGACUAUGACGGACAGCAGAACAUUUCGGAUUUCUGGGACGCUAUAAACCUGGAUAUGAUCAGCAGAGGCUUUUUCCCGAAGUCUUCAACAAACCCGUUUGUGGUUAAGCCGUCCUAUGAGAACUGGGCGCCAUGGAUCGGGAAACAAACCCGGAAAUCCGACAGCGUGUUCAACACGGAAUACAAGAAGAUAACUCAGGAUCAAACGGAGGCAGAUCUGAGCGAAGCCGCAGAAGACCGUCUGUUCGAUAUCCUUCUGCAGCAGCAGACCUGGACCAUCAGAAAACUCUGCAGGACGUGUAACGUGGACACCACAGGAUCCCGGCUGGAUCUGAUCAAGAGGCUGCAGGAGAAGAUGGAGAUCCGGCAGACCCACGACAAGGUUCUGCAGUCGCUCUGGGGAGCUUCUGGUGGAUGGUCUGUAGUCCUGUGUCCACAUGGAGUCGUCUACGCCCUGAAACUCAAUCUCAGGAAUGAAAGUCCCAGAGAUUUCGCAGACCUCCUGCUGUCAUGGAAGCAUUUCCCUAAUAUAUGUUUGUAUGACUUUGCACACGAUCUGGUGACGCACACAAACCUACGAACAGUCGACGACCCCGUCUUUCAGCCUGACGAAGGGAAGCUCGCCGAACCAACGCCGGAGAACCUGCAGGAAGCAGCCAGAGGGAAGCUGCGGGUGUCGCUGCCGUGGCUCGCAGAGAAAUCUAACCUCCCCGACGAAAACGCUCAUCCCGUGACCGGAUCCAACCAGCGGUACGUUCUUUACGACAAAUUCCACGAGGCGGAUCCAGACGAUCCAGAGGAAGUGCUGAGGAGCGUCAACCUCGUCCCAGAAAUCCCAGGUUCUGUGAACGGCCCGGCGGCGGAGCAGCUGUUCUCAGAUAUGAGGAAAAACGACGACUUCCUGAACAUCAUGGCGCCCUCCACACACGUGUUCCUCAUGAGGAACAUCAUCCAACACCGAAACACGGAAAGCAACCGCAAGCUGGUCGCUCGGCAGCUCAAACGUGGUCGCCACGGCGUUUUCCAGCUGAAGAGACUGAAGGUCAAAUAAAUGAAAAUGUGGAAAAAUAAAAACCUUU